UCCAUCCAUCCAUCCAUCCAUCCGAGCUAUCUAGCUAGGGAUUCUAGGAGAGCCUGAGAGAUCACACAGAGACGACGAUCGACGAGGUCGCUGUUGGUGGCGGGUGGAGGUGGUGGUGGUGGCGGUUACAGUGGAGAAAGGCUUAGCCGAGACCGUGAGAGCGCGCGCGCGGUGGCGGGCGCGACGCGAGGUGGAUCGAGCGGGCGGCCAAUAUUCGGGAAAGUAAGGGCAGAGGCAGAUCCAGGAUAUCCCUGGAUUUCAGCCUGACUUUGCCCGCAAUCCACCCGCCCUUUCUGCGCACACCCUCCGUCCCUCUCAUCCCUCCCCCCUCGCGCGCUGAAAGCGAUCAGCCGGCGGCCGGAGAUAAAAGAGACGGGGCGCGCGCGUGUCGAGCUAGCCAGCUUGCCAGCUGCUCUUGCGCGGAGCAGCGGAUAAACUCAUCGGAGGCUACCUAAUUAACCAAGCUUGCUUCCUCUCUGCCUACCUUUGCCUACAAGUUGUGAGCGUGAAGGGUGGUGGUGGCCGCCAUAGCUAUAGCUCGUGGGAUUAAGGGCAGCCGCGCACAAUCGACCUGCAAAGUGUUGCCGGGAGAACAGACGCAAAGAAGGGAGAAGAGGGCGAGCUUGACAACUGCAGCUGAUAGGGUUGUUGGUUGAUCUCAUUGUGAAUUUGUGAUCAUUGGAACAAACAAGAUUUGGUGCUCGGGAGUGGUGUGGAUUGCGCUUCGGUUCUUCCUGCAGAUCUUGCUACUAGUCCAUUAGUGAAUAAGAUGGACACUUUCUCCCAUGUGCCACCUGGUUUCCGCUUUCACCCUACUGACGAGGAGCUCGUCGAUUACUACCUGAGGAAGAAGGUGGCAUCGAAGAAAAUCGACCUCGACGUUAUAAAAGACGUCGACCUGUACAAAAUCGAGCCCUGGGAUCUCCAAGAGAAGUGCAAGAUUGGCAUGGAAGAACAGAAUGACUGGUACUUCUUCAGCCACAAAGACAAAAAGUACCCGACGGGCACCCGCACCAACCGGGCCACGGGCGCCGGCUUCUGGAAGGCGACGGGGAGGGACAAGCCCAUCUACGCCCGCAGCUGCCUCGUCGGGAUGAGGAAGACACUCGUCUUCUACAAGGGCCGUGCCCCCAAUGGCCAGAAGUCGGACUGGAUCAUGCACGAGUACCGCCUCGAGACCAACGAAAACGGCACCACACCUGAGGAAGGAUGGGUGGUCUGCCGGGUGUUCAAGAAGCGGGUGGCGACGGUGCGGAGAAUGGCCGACGGAUCACCGUGCUGGUUCGAUGACCACGGCGCCGUCGGUGCGUUCAUGCCGGACCUCAGCUCGCCGAGGCAGCUACUGCCGCACCACCACCACCACCACCCGGGCUCGUCGGCGGCGCUGUACCACGGCCACCACCACCAGCAGCUGCAGCAGAUGUACGGUCACUGCAAGCCGGAGCUGGAGUACCACCACCUCCUGCCGCAGGAGGCCUUCCUGCAGCAUCUUCCUCAGCUGGAGAGCCCCAAGCCGCCGCCGCCGCCUCCUGCGGCGGCGGCCUACAUUGGCGGCCACCUCGGAUCGUCGUCGUCCACCGCCCUUACUACUCACGACGACGAAGCCUCCGGCUCCGCCGCGCAGCAGCAGCCGCCGUCGUUGGAGGCUGUUUACAUGGCCGGCGCCGGCGUCGGCAUCGGCGUCGACGCGUCGGUGACGGACUGGAGGCUACUGGACAAGUUCGUCGCGUCUCAGCUGCUCAGCAAGGAGUCCAUGUCCAGCUACGGAUCCCAUCCGGCUCAGGUGUUUCAGGCUGCAGACGGUGGCAAGCAUGAAGAGGCUUUGGACUACGCUUCGACGUCGGCCGGCUCCGGCGGCGGCGAGGCUGAUCUGUGGAAAUAGCUUCACUUUCCACAUAAAUAUAAAUCCACUGGACAACAUAUAUACACACACAAUUUAUACCAUCCAAAUCUGAUCUAGCCAAGUGUACAAAUAUAUAUAGCUGGCUAUAUAUAUAUAUCAAGAGAAACGCACGCAUACGUAAAUAAUAAGUAUGUAACCAAAGUGGUUCAUAUUGUUUGACAUCAGAUCGCGGGAUCUGGUGUUAAUAAGUUAGCUGUAAGGUGAAGCCAAGGGGCU
This is a messenger RNA of Oryza sativa Japonica Group (Japanese rice), 2119 nucleotides long. RefSeq names its product NAC domain-containing protein 7. The record is from RefSeq and is a predicted model, not a curated record. Gene Ontology annotation, biological process: regulation of DNA-templated transcription. Gene Ontology annotation, molecular function: DNA binding. NCBI's taxonomy places the organism in Eukaryota, Viridiplantae, Streptophyta, Magnoliopsida, Poales, Poaceae.